Molecule: messenger RNA, 633 nt
Organism: Armigeres subalbatus
Lineage: Eukaryota; Metazoa; Arthropoda; Insecta; Diptera; Culicidae
Exons: 1
Source: RefSeq, a predicted model, not a curated record
AUGGAAGCGAACACGUAUUUCGUACAAAAACCGGAUGCUACUGGUAAGAUGGGCUUGUCAUGUCUUCAGAAGUGCACAGCGGCUAUUCGGCAACUGGCGUAUGGCUCCCCGUCAGAUGCUAUAGAUGAAUAUGUACGAAUGGCUGAAUCGACAGCUCGAAAGUGUCUGCUUGAAUUCUGCUGCACAGUGGAGAAAGUUUUCGGCGAUGAAUAUCUGCGAUUUCCAACUCAGGAGGACAUUGCGCGUUUGCUGAGAUUAGGUGAAGAACGGGGAUCUCCCGGCAUGCUCGGAUCGUUGGACUAUUGCCACUGGCAGUGGAAAAACUGCCCUAGCGUCUGGGCUAGGCAGUAUAAGGGAAAGGAGAAGAAGCCCACAAUUAUCUUGGAGGCCGUUGCGUCGUACGAUUUGUGGAUAAGGCACGUGUUUUUCGGUAUGCCUGGAUCGAACAACGAUAUCAACGUGAUGGAUAGGUCUCCAUUGUUCUCCAAUUAUUACAAUGGAAAAACUCCUCCAGUUCAAUUCGAAGUCAAUGAUCGUACCUAUAAUACUGGGUAUUACUUAGCAGACGGAAUAUAUCCUCCACUCGCAACGCUGGUUCAAACAAUAUCGUCACCAGUGGGUUUGAAGCGCAAG